Messenger RNA from Callorhinus ursinus (northern fur seal), 1966 nucleotides. Lineage: Eukaryota; Metazoa; Chordata; Mammalia; Carnivora; Otariidae. The record is from RefSeq and is a predicted model, not a curated record.
GUGUCGGAAAGGUAGGCAUAUCCGGCUCCGGUGUCAUGGCCGGCCCCUAUCCUGAGUGCGCUCCGGCUGCGGUCGGCGAGAAGAGGCAGCAGUUUGGAAGCAGGUUCCUGAACGAUCCGGCGCGCGUCUUCCACCAUAAUGCCUGGGACAAUGUGGAGUGGUCGGAAGAGCAGGCCGCCGCAGCGGAGAGGAAAGUCCGAGAGAACAGUACCCAGCGGGUGUGCCAGGAGAAGCAAGUUGAUUAUGAAGUCAAUGCCCACAAAUACUGGAAUGAGUUCUACAAAAUCCACGAAAACAGGUUUUUCAAGGAUAGACAUUGGCUUUUCACUGAAUUCCCAGAGUUGGCACCUAGCCCGGACCAAAAUGACUUUAAUGAUUGGCUCUCAGAGAACAAGAGGAGUGAAGUACCUGAAGGUAGGAGCAAGGAGGACGGACCUGGUUUAAAGAUAGAAGAACAGCACACGUGUUCUUCAGAUAGCCUUGGACGUAAAACACAGGUGCCUCCUGUAGAAGGAGAUGUAACUCGGAAACUCAACCGCCUGGAAAUCUGUGCUGAUGAGUUCCCUGGAUCCUCAGCCACCUACAGAAUACUCGAGGUUGGUUGUGGUGUGGGAAACACAGUCUUUCCGAUUUUACAAACUAACAAUGAUCCGGGACUCUUUGUUUACUGUUGUGAUUUUUCCACCACAGCUGUAGAACUGGUCCAGACAAAUUCAGCAUACGAUCCUUGUCGGUGCUUUGCCUUUGUCCAUGAUCUGUGUGAUGAAGAUACGAGUUACCCAGUGCCCGGGGAGAGCCUCGACAUCAUCAUCCUCAUAUUUGUUCUUUCGGCCGUUGUUCCAGACAAGAUGCAGAAAGCUAUCAACAGGCUGAGCAGGCUUCUAAAGCCCGGAGGGAUGAUGCUUCUGCGAGAUUAUGGCCGCUACGACAUGGCUCAGCUUCGGUUUAAAAAAGGUCAGUGUCUGUCUGAAAAUUUCUACGUGAGAGGUGACGGUACUAGAGUUUACUUCUUCACACAAGAGGAGAUGGAUACGCUUUUCACUACUGCUGGACUCGAAAAGGUUCAAAACCUGGUGGAUCGCCGAUUGCAAGUGAACCGGGGGAAACAGCUGACAAUGUACCGGGUUUGGAUUCAAUGCAAAUAUCGCAAGCCUCCUCUGUCUGGUGCUGGCUGAGAGGCACCUGCUCCUGAUGGGAUAGGAGUUCAUUGGAGUUUUUUAAAAAAGAACAUAUGCAAAUGGUGUCUUGAUCUUGGAAAGUUCAAGGAUUCAGACUUGUACCUUGAACCUAGGACAGAUUGCUUUUUAUCAAGAUUUUAAUAAUUGUCCUUCAUAUUUGUGAAGGCCUUUAAUAUAUACUUUCCUCAAGUUUGUUUUGUUUUUUGUUUUUUUUUUUAAGUAGGCUCCAUGCCCAGCAUGGAGCCCAGUGCCGGGCUUGAACUCAAUGACCCUGAGAUUAAGACCUCAACUGAGUUCAAGAGUUGGACGCUUAACCAACUGAACCACCUAGGCACCCCAUCCUCUGGUUUCUUUCUUUCUUUGAGAUCUCAAAGAAUCUUUCUUGCCACUUUGUAAUUUAUCAUAACUGAAAUGGUCAUGGGAAUCAUGAAUUUAAAGACAUCAAGAAUUUAUUAUAUAUGAAUUGAAGAAAUCAAGAAAGUAUUAUAUAUUAAAGUGUCAUUUGAGUUGCAUUAAAUUAUUUCAGAGUUCAAAUACCUAGGCUAGGCAGUUGAUACAUACAAAGGUGAAUACAAAUUUUGUUCAGCAAGAAGCACAUCAAGAAGAAUCACCUUUCUUUGAAUGUUUACCUGAUUCAAAAACACUGCUUUAAGGAGCAUCAAAACGAGUCCUUGUUGUGUAUUUAUUUGGUCAUGGUCUCCACUUAACCUCAGUUCUGUGCAAUUUUAAGCACUGUUUUCCCUCUAAGUAACCUCUUUCUAAAAAAUUAAAAGGAUCUUGACUUUUUA